AUAAACAGAGCAAAUUAGCAAAGCAAAAUUGAAGCACAUAACAAAACAAUGAUGAAAACAAAUUAGAAGCAGCAAUAUGCAGCAAAGCAGAGGCAGAAACAUGCAGGGAGGAAAAGAUCACAGAGAUGGCAGCAUUGAGAGAGUUUUGUUCAAGAUCAAACAUGGAAGACAACCACAAUCUGAGAGAGCUUUGUUUCAGAUCAAACAUGGGGGAUAACAAUCUGAAUGAUAAGAAGGAUAAGGUGGCUCAGGCUGCAGCCACCUUCGAUCCUACAAAAAAGAAGAAAAAGAAGAAGGCAAUUGCGAUUGAGGAAUCGAGUACUAGUACUGAUGAUUCCUCCAUGAACAGCUCGGCUUUAGAGAAGACAAAAACUGGCGAGGCUGACUACGAAUAUGAAGAACUUCUUGAUAGGUUGCUGAUGAAGCUUCGUGACGACAAUCCGAAGCUUGCGGAUGGAGAAAAGUGUGGUCUAGUUCUGAGUCCUCCUCAAGUUCUUCGUGAAGGGUCCAAAAAAACUGUUCUUGUCAAUUUCAUGGAGUACUGUAGGACUAUGGUUAGGCAGCCGGAUCAUGUAAUGAGUUUCAUGCUUGCUGAAUUGGGGACGAGUGGAUCGCUUGAUGGACAGCUGAGAUUAGUUGUGAAGGGAAGAUUUUCGCCUAAGAAUUUCGGAGCAAUCUUGCGAAAAUAUGCCAAUCAAUAUGUGAUUUGCUUCGCGUGCAAACGUCCAGACACUCGACUUUCAAAAGAAAAUCGGCUCAACUAUCUUAGAUGCGAGAGGUGUUGUGCUUCACGAUCAGUUGCUCCUAUUGAAGCUGGUUUUCUUGCCAAAGUUGGAAAAAGGAACAGUGCAGCAUGAUCUGUUCUGAGACUUGAUUAUACUAGCUACUAGCUAUUACUAGUAAAUCAGUUAAGAGCGGAGUUUGAGUUUGAGUGAGGAUCUAGUUUUGUUGUUCAAUUUUUGGCAGAUUUAUCCUUUGUUUACCUAUUUUUAUUGAUCAAUAACAUUAAGUGUGCGAGUGUUUUCUGUA
Molecule: messenger RNA, 1029 nt
Organism: Rosa chinensis
Lineage: Eukaryota; Viridiplantae; Streptophyta; Magnoliopsida; Rosales; Rosaceae
Product: eukaryotic translation initiation factor 2 subunit beta
Exons: 1
Coding region: 126-857 (243 amino acids)
Biological process (GO): formation of translation preinitiation complex; formation of cytoplasmic translation initiation complex; translational initiation
Cellular component (GO): eukaryotic translation initiation factor 2 complex
Molecular function (GO): translation initiation factor activity; mRNA binding; translation initiation factor binding
Source: RefSeq, a predicted model, not a curated record